Messenger RNA from Pelecanus crispus (Dalmatian pelican), 2812 nucleotides. Lineage: Eukaryota; Metazoa; Chordata; Aves; Pelecaniformes; Pelecanidae. The record is from RefSeq and is a predicted model, not a curated record.
GUGAAAGAUACGAUCCUGAGCCCAAGUCAAAAUGGGAUGAAGAAUGGGAUAAAAAACCAGCUUUUCCAUUCAGCGAUAAGUUAGGUGAGCUAAGCGACAAAAUUGGAAGCACGAUUGACGAUACCAUCAGCAAGUUCCGAAGGAAAGAUAGAGAAGACUCUCCAGAAAGGUGCAGUGACAGUGAUGAGGAAAAAUCAAGAAGAGGUAAAUCUCCCAAAGCUGAAUUUAAAGAUGAAGAGGAGACUGUGACAACAAAACACAUUCAUAUUACACAAGCUACAGAAACUACCACCACCAGACACAAACGCACAGCAAAUCCUUCAAAAACCAUUGACUUGGGAGCAGCAGCACAUUAUACAGGGGAUAAAGCAAGUCCAGAACAGAACGUUGCCGCUCCCGGACAGCCGACGGCAAAGGCUUCUGUACCCUCUGGCAGCAAGUCGUCUAAUGACCUGGUUGAUCUGUUGUUUGAUGGAGCUAGCCAGCCAGUCUCAACUGGUGGAUCAACUGACCCAUUUGGAGGAUUUGCUGAUUUUAGUUCAGCUGCUGCUUCAGCAAGUUUCCCAUCAUCGCAAGGUACAGCAACAAGUGGAAAUGGAGACUUUGGUGACUGGAGUGCCUUCAACCAAGCUUCUCCUUGUCCCAGUGCUUCAUCUGGAGAGCUCUUCAGCAGCACAGCACAGCAGCCAGCUAUAGAGCUCUUCAGUAGCUCACAGCCAGCUUCUGGCCAGCCUCCACCAGCUUCAAAUUCUACUGAUCUUUUUGAUUUGAUGGGCCCCUCUCAGACAACCAUGACCUCUUCACAAAGUAUGAAUUUCUCUAUGAUGAGCUCCAGUGCUGUGGGUAUCGGUUUACCCAUGUCAAGGUCACAGCCUCUGCAAAGCUUGAACACUAUGAUGCCGAAGCCUAACCCUCUUUUUAAUGCAAGCACAGAGAUGGUCCAGAAGAAUGCAAGCAAAACUCUACCCUCAACUUGGUCAGAUCCCAGUGUAAAUAUCAGUUUGGACAAUUUAGUACCUGGGAUGCAGCCUUCCAAACCCCAACAGCCAUCACUUAAUACCAUGAUGCAGCAACAAAAUAUGCAACAACCCAUGAACGUCAUGACUCAAAACUUUGCAGCCGUGAACCUCAGUCCCCAGCCUAACAUGAUGCCUGUUCGACCCCAGACAAGCCCAUUGGUGGGAGGGCCCAUUCCUGUGGGGAUGGGAAUGCCCAGUGUGAUGUCAGGUACAAUGGGCAUGACCUCCAUGGGACCCACACCUAUGAUGAACCAGGGAAUGAUGGGAAUAAACAUGAACAUGGGAGUGCCAGCUACGGGAAUGAGUUUGACGGGCACAAUAGGAAUGGGGGUACCCAAUAUCGCUAUGACCUCUCUGACUCCUGGGACUGUACAACCCAAGCAAGAUGCCUUUGCAAAUUUUGCCAAUUUUAGCAAAUAAAGAUUGUAAAAUAAAUAAAUAAAAUGAAAUAAAAUAAAUGGGCAGACUGAAUGAAGGAUUUUUAGCUGCACAAAUAUAGCUGGGGGAGGGAUGGAAAAAAACUGAUCAGUACUUUUUUUUGUCUUUAUCAGUUAGUGUCUACAUGAAGAACCAAAAACUAUUUUUAAAUGUUGAAAUAACUGAUGUUCAAAUUCUGGAGAGGUGAAAAGUUCUUCUAAGAUAUGCUAGAUUAUUUGCAAAAUAAUUUGUACUGAGACCAUCAAAAAACCUUUCCUACAUAGAAGAACCAAUUUUAACUUUGAGGCUUGAUGGAAGACUGGAAUGGGGGUUGGGUAAAAAUGUUUGAAUCUAAUUUUAUACUUUUCUUUUUUCUUGAAGAGCUUGACUUUCUUUUCCCCCUCUCCCUGAUCGUUUUGUCAUAGUUGGAUCAUUCCUUUUACUACCACUGAGUCCACAAUUGAAAUCACUCAAGUACUAUGAUCAUUUUUUUAUAAGAAUAUAUAUUUUUGUCCAAAAAUGGCUUACAUAUAUGAUUAUGGCUAAUUCAAAGGGACCUGGAAUGUGUAUAUACUUUUGCUAAUGUUCCAGCCACACUGCUAUAUUGCCCAAAUUUUUAUUGUAAAAAUCCUCUCUCAGCAAUUUGGUGAUCAACAGAUUUUUGGGGUCUUAACAUGCUUCUGUUGUUAUAACUGAUAUCCAGUGCAAGUCUGGGAGAAGCUUUAUCCAAGACUGCUGGAAGGUUUCCUUUCAGAAAACUCCAGAAAAUGCACUUUCUUGCAGUUUUUUUACAGUGGCAGUUAGCAUCCUUUGUACCACCAAUAUCCCUAUGGAGACUUUAUGGCAUAGGCAGCAGUCAAAAGGCAAAAAUAUUUAUUUUUUGCGCCAUUACAAAAAAUUAUGAGAUGAAUUACAUGUAAGUUAUUUAAAUCUAUAACCCUACCUAAUCCAGCAGCAUUGGAUCUUAGCUUUUUAUACAACAUUUGGCAAUUUUGGCGAUUCUUUUCUGUAAAUAUGGCAUUAGCAUCUGUGGAAUCCAAUAGAGGAGUAAAAAAUAUAUAUAUUAAUAAAGGAAACCUGUAGCAGUCAAAGAUUUUACUGAUUUACUGAAAACAAAAGAAUUAAUUAAGGUUUUUGGGGUUUUUGCUUUUUCUUCUGUAAUUCUACGUUUAAGUUCACAUGAAUCAUGACUCUAGAAUGUGGAAUACAUUGUUAUAUUCACAAGCUGGGAAUAUUGUUAAGAAUAAGCACUAUACUAUAGGUAUGAAAUUUUCUUAUGUUGUAUCUCUUUUUUAUUAUUAAGUUGAUAAAACUUUGCUUUGAUUGUAUUCAUAAUGUUCUGUACUACAUAACAUUAAAAUGUUCAUUAAAAUCAA